Amphimedon queenslandica is the source of this 657-nucleotide messenger RNA. RefSeq lists its product as uncharacterized. The coding region runs from base 1 to 657 and encodes 218 amino acids. NCBI's taxonomy places the organism in Eukaryota, Metazoa, Porifera, Demospongiae, Haplosclerida, Niphatidae. The transcript is spliced from 3 exons. The record is from RefSeq and is a predicted model, not a curated record. Gene Ontology annotation, molecular function: nucleic acid binding.
AUGAACCAUCCUGAGGCGAUUGAUUACGUUAAUGAAUCCAGGACCGAGUGGCUGUUCAACAUUGAAAGAGCUCCCUGGUGGGGAGGAGUCUUUGAGCGAAUGGUGAAGUCAGUUAAGAGGUGCUUGAGAAAGUCUAUGGGACAAGCACGGUUGACAUUAGAUGAGUUACAUACAGCUAUAGAAGCUAUGACUGAUAACCUUUCCAGACACAAUUAUGAUGAUGAGGAUCCAGAAUUCAUUGCAAGACCAGACAUGAUGAUCAAAUGGUGUUCUGAGUACCUACUUGAGCUCAAGGAACAGCACCGAUACUCUAAGGGAGACAACGCUGAAGUUGAAAUAAAGGUUGGAGAUAUUGUCAUUGUAAAGAGCAAUGAGAAACGUCGUGGAUUCUGGAAUUUGGGUAAGGUGGAGUCUAUCAUACCAGAAAGAGAUGGAUUGAUUAGAGGAGCAACAGUUAGAGUUGCUACUGGAGGGAGAAAAUCAACAUUGUUGAACCGUCCAGUUCAACAUUUGCACCCAUGGGAAAUUAACCACCAAGAAGAGGAGAGCUCACAAGAUCAGCCACAAGGUCAAGGUCACAAGGAAACUGCGAGACCCAGAAGGGCAGCAACAUUUGAAGCUCGUGAUUGUAUCAUGGCUCAAACACUUGAUGACUGA